Molecule: messenger RNA, 254 nt
Organism: Caenorhabditis elegans
Lineage: Eukaryota; Metazoa; Nematoda; Chromadorea; Rhabditida; Rhabditidae
Gene: K06A4.7
Product: 5.3 kDa protein
Exons: 2
Coding region: 6-173 (55 amino acids)
Source: RefSeq, marked reviewed
UAAAUAUGAAGCUGUUCUCUCUUGUUCUUACGGUUCUUGUCGUCAUGAUGGCUUCGGUUGCUAACUCGUUCAACGUUCCACCAACAGGCUUGUGCUAUGUUCCACCAGGAGGAGACUGUUACAGAUGUGAUUGCAAGAAGCCAGCCACCUGCUAUAAAGGAACAUGCCGUUAAAUUAUUUGUUCGAAGUAUCCUGCAGUGAUUCUACAAAUAAAUAAUGAAUUUUAAUAUUGUUCCGAAAACAAUAAACCGGUA